Punica granatum (pomegranate) is the source of this 1932-nucleotide messenger RNA. NCBI's taxonomy places the organism in Eukaryota, Viridiplantae, Streptophyta, Magnoliopsida, Myrtales, Lythraceae. The record is from RefSeq and is a predicted model, not a curated record.
CAGAAAGACGAGUGAGAAGUCUCCCCUCCACGACGAAAAAAAAAGGGGGGGGGGAGGAGUCAACAAGAGAAAAUUCAUAGCCAUUGGCCAACAAGAGAGAGAAGAGAACCCCCAUCCAGCGGCUGCGAGAGAGAGAGAGAGGGAGAGAGAGAGAGAGAGAGAGUUGAAGAAGGAAAAAGGGGCCAUCGUCUCAGCACCGGGAAACAUUUUCUACCUCUCAGCUUAUCAAUUGCCUUCUCUCUUCCCCGAGAAAUCUGGAUUAUUCAAUAAGGUUGGUCUCUUCAGAGUACAACAGACAGCGUCAGGAGAAGAAGAAGGGGAAGGCUUUGAUCGAGGGAAGAUGGGGUUUCACUGCUGCUGGGGCUCUCCAGCUGAAUCUUCAACCCCUGUAACCACUGGUCAUCUCAGCACAGUUCUCAUUUUUUUGUUCCCAGAGAGGAUAUCUCAGACGACAAGCAACACGACAUCUUCAGGAGGAAGCAACUUCUCCAAGAACAGCCACUUCUCAGCAGCAAGUGGCGACGAGGCAUAUCCAAAUGGGCAGAUCCUCCCUGACCCGAACUUGAGGAUUUUUACUCUGGCCGAGUUGAGGGCUGCCACUAGAAACUUCAGGCCUGACACCGUCCUCGGAGAAGGAGGGUUUGGGAAGGUCUUCAAAGGGUGGUUGGAAGAGAAGUCCUCUUCGAGGAAUGGAAGUGGGUCUGUGAUUGCUGUGAAGAAGCUCAACUCUGAGAGCUUGCAGGGCUAUGAGGAGUGGCAGUCAGAGGUCAAUUUCUUGGGGCGACUUUCUCAUCCCAACCUCGUGAAGCUCCUGGGAUAUUGUUUAGAAGAAAAAGAGUUGCUCCUCGUGUAUGAGUUUAUGCAGAGGGGCAGCUUGGAGAAUCAUCUAUUUGGAAGAGGUUCUGCAGUUCAGCCUCUUCUAUGGGACUUACGGCUUAAAAUUGCUAUUGGAGCAGCCCGAGGCCUUGCCUUUCUUCAUCGGUCAGAGAGGCAAGUGAUAUACAGAGAUUUCAAGGCCUCAAACAUCCUGCUUGAUGGGAAUUAUAAUGCCAAGUUAUCGGACUUUGGUUUGGCAAAAUUGGGCCCUUCAGCAAGUCAAUCACAUGUAACAACCCGUGUAAUGGGGACAUAUGGUUAUGCCGCUCCCGAGUAUGUUGCUACAGGGCAUUUGUAUGUAAAGAGCGACGUCUACGCAUUUGGAGUCGUCCUAGUGGAGAUGCUGACGGGUCUGCGGGCCCUCGACCCGACCCGCCCGAGCGGGAGACACAAUCUCAUUGAUUGGAUCAAGCCCUUCUUAUCUGACCGGAGAAAGCUCAAGGGCGUCAUGGACUCUCACCUUGAGGGGAGGUAUCCCUCAAGGACAGUCUUCCAGAUUGCCCAGUUAGCCUUCAAGUGUCUCGAGGCCGAGCCCAAGUUCCGCCCCUCGAUGAAGGUAGUUGUGGAGACUCUUGAGCGGCUUGAGGCUGCCGGUGAGAAGCCAACUGAGCCGAGGAGUCGCCCUAAUAAUCACCCAAUGGCUCGACGGAAUCAUGAGCCCUUGCACCACAGGUCUCCUCUGCACCUAAGGCCAGACAGUAAUGGACGAGCAUAUCAAAAUUCACCACGGAGGUAACUUGUUUAAGUGUGUCCUGGAGAGGCAAAUCUGGGCAGCUGUGACAUCUCUAAGGUGCUGGAAUCAGAGUGCUGUUCCUAUUCUUUUAUGGGCUAUCAGCUGUAUUGGGUUCUUUGAUUAAUGUGAUAUCUUCGGUCGGGUCCAGAAGAGGAUCCCGAUAGUCGUGUCUCUGUAAUUACUGUGCUAGGUAAAGUCAUCCGUGUAAAAUAUUUUACCCUGGUCGUGCUGUUACUGGAAGUGAGUCGAUGGAAGCUCGAAAUAUUUUCUUGAACUCUGAUCUCUCUUGAGGAUAAAGAGUUUUUCAUGAUUAAUGGUUUUCA